This is a messenger RNA of Physcomitrium patens, 2265 nucleotides long. RefSeq names its product jasmonate-induced oxygenase 4. NCBI's taxonomy places the organism in Eukaryota, Viridiplantae, Streptophyta, Bryopsida, Funariales, Funariaceae. The record is from RefSeq and is a predicted model, not a curated record.
CUCUGCUAGUGCUCUUUUCCUACGCCUGCUCCAGCCCGUAGGUCUACACUCGGUGUGCGCAGUGUGAAUAAGUAGUUUCGUUGGUCCUCAGCCUGGGUGACAUUUUCUAACUGAUGUGCACAGGAGCUCGGCGUAAGGGUUUCUGGAUUCCUUGCAAUUGCCGCGCAUUGAGAUAUAGUCAAUCACGCGAGAUUGUUGUGCUAGAAUUACGCUCGCUGUGAGUGGCACGAGAGUUUAGGGUUUUGAUGACGUUUCCUGUUGGAUGCUGGACGUUGUGACUUUGUCGCGGAGAGCGUUGUGUUGCAGCAUUGGUAGAAGCAAUGCUCUAGGGGGCUACGUUUCAAUACUGCUUGAAUGCGAAGGACUUAGCAAUUUGUAGCUCAAUCAGGGUUUGAUCGCUGGGCUACAGAGGUCUCGCUGUGGCCGGACUAGAGAUCGUACAUGUCAGCUCCGAGGAAAUAUCAUUACAUUGACAAGGACAAGAGGUUCUUAUAGCACCGCACGGCGCGCGUGCGUGAAGGCGCGUUUCGGGUUCUAGGGUUGAUGCGAACGAGGGAGUUUCAGCGUAUUGAAUGCUGUGCUAUUUAUCCGAAGAUACUGGAGCUGCAGGUUGACAUCUGACGGAAUCUGAAGGAACUGCUGCAGGCAUUUUCCAUUUCACACCUUAUUUUCCCAGAGUUGAAAGCUCUUUGGCAACAACAAUGCUUGGACCCUCUUCUUUUGAAAGGGUUCAGUCCUUGUCAGAGCAAGGACUUCUGGAAGUGCCAAGCUCCUACAUCCGACCUGCGGAGGAACGCCCCAGUAUAAGCGAGCUUGUAGGGGAGAUUCCUGUAAUUGAUUUAGCAGACGGGAGUUUAGAUGUUACUGCACAAAUUGGGCAAGCUUGUCGUGAAUGGGGCUUCUUUCAGGUUGUGAAUCAUGGAGUACCGAAGGAGCUACUUAAUCGGAUGCUUGAACUUGGUGCACAUUUCUAUGCCAAGCCGAUGGAAGAGAAGCUUGCAUAUGCAUGCAAGGAUCCGGGGACAGCUCCAGAGGGGUAUGGUAGCCGUAUGCUUGUGAAGGAAGAGCAGGUGAUGGAUUGGAGGGACUAUAUUGAUCAUCACACGUUGCCACUCUCUCGUCGUAAUCCCUCUCGAUGGCCUUCUGAUCCACCUCACUAUCGGAGCUCUAUGGAGGAAUUUAGUGACGAAACUUGCAAACUGGCGCGGAGGAUAUUGGGGCAUAUUUCAGAGAGCCUUGGAUUGCCAACCCAGUUCCUCGAAGACGCUGUCGGAGAACCUGCCCAGAACAUCGUUAUCAACUAUUAUCCCACCUGCCCACAACCACAGCUCACACUCGGUCUCCAGGCGCAUUCAGACAUGGGAGCCAUCACACUGCUCUUGCAGGACGAUGUUGCAGGAUUGCAAGUAAAGAAAAACAACGAGUGGUCCACUAUACAGCCAAUUCGCGACACAUUCGUCGUCAACCUGGGCGACAUGCUCCAGAUUUUGAGCAACGACAAGUACAGAAGUGUGGAGCACCGUACAGUGGUCAACGGCGAAAGAGCAAGAAAGUCGGUGGCCGUUUUCUACGACCCAGCUAAGAACCGGCUCAUCAGCCCUGCUGCUCCGCUUGUGGACAAAGACCACCCUGCAUUGUUUCCAAGCAUUUUGUAUGGGGAUCAUGUUUUGAACUGGUACUCCAAAGGACCAGACGGUAAGCGAACCAUCGAUUCCCUCAUCAUCGAAUGAUACAGGAUUUCAUGAAAUGGAAUGCUGCCUAUGUAUAGCCCUUCUUGCAGCCUGAAGUGGAGCCUCUUCAGUGGAUUCGAAAGUGGCCAGGAGACUGGCAUCACCAUAGCCUAGUUUUUUGAAGCUGAAGUAAACACAGUUUUUUUUUUUUGUUUUCAAACUUGUGUAAGUUGUAAUUUUCUAACCUCAUAAACAUGAGAACAAUUGUGUGUUCUCUGCAGUGGGAUGCUCAAUGUGUAGCUAGUCAUGCAUUGGAUUUGAAACCGUGGUUUUAGUGUGUAGUUUCAGUGGUUGUGGUUUAAGGGGCACUGUAUACGUAAAAGCCCUCUUUGAAAGGCCGUCAUCCAAAGGUUCCAUGAAGGGCCCUUGCUUACUGAACAAAAACCAUCCAUUGGAGGUGUCUGCCUUUGGAGAUAGUGGAAAGCAGUAGAAGUAAUUGAAAGGAGAACUUCAAUGUUUUAUUAUAACUCAAAAUAGAUCAAAUUGUGCCAGAUUUUGUUAUAAUUGCUACCCUUCUAUUUAACUUUUUCACUCA